AUGAGGGAGUGCAUUUCAAUCCACAUCGGUCAAGCUGGUAUCCAAGUCGGAAACGCUUGCUGGGAGCUUUACUGUCUCGAACAUGGCAUUCAGCCUGAUGGCCAGAUGCCCGGGGAUAAAACUGUUGGAGGAGGAGAUGAUGCCUUCAAUACGUUUUUCAGCGAAACCGGUGCCGGAAAGCACGUUCCACGCGCCGUCUUUGUAGAUCUUGAACCUACCGUCAUUGAUGAGGUUAGGACCGGUGCUUACCGUCAGCUCUUCCAUCCUGAGCAACUCAUCAGCGGGAAAGAGGAUGCUGCCAACAAUUUCGCCCGUGGACAUUACACCAUUGGGAAGGAGAUUGUUGAUCUGUGUCUUGAUAGAAUCAGGAAGCUGGCUGAUAACUGCACAGGUCUUCAAGGUUUUCUUGUAUUCAAUGCUGUUGGUGGUGGAACCGGAUCUGGUUUAGGUUCUCUAUUGUUGGAGCGUCUUUCUGUUGAUUACGGAAAAAAAUCCAAGUUGGGAUUCACCGUUUAUCCAUCUCCCCAGGUUUCAACUUCUGUUGUUGAACCCUAUAACAGUGUCCUCUCAACCCAUUCCCUCCUUGAACACACAGAUGUUGCUGUCCUUCUCGACAAUGAAGCCAUCUAUGACAUAUGCAGGCGUUCUCUUGAUAUCGAGCGUCCCACUUACACCAACCUCAAUCGCCUUGUCUCUCAGGUGAUUUCAUCCCUCACUGCCUCUUUGAGGUUUGAUGGUGCCCUUAAUGUUGAUGUUACAGAGUUUCAAACCAACUUGGUUCCUUACCCUAGGAUCCAUUUCAUGCUUUCCUCAUAUGCUCCUGUUAUCUCCGCUGAAAAAGCUUAUCAUGAGCAGCUCUCUGUUGCUGAGAUCACCAACAGUGCUUUUGAACCUUCUUCCAUGAUGGCAAAGUGCGACCCUCGCCAUGGAAAAUACAUGGCUUGUUGUUUGAUGUACCGUGGUGAUGUUGUGCCUAAAGAUGUGAAUGCUGCUGUUGCAACCAUCAAGACCAAGAGGACCAUUCAGUUUGUUGAUUGGUGUCCAACUGGGUUCAAGUGUGGUAUCAAUUAUCAGCCUCCAACUGUUGUUCCUGGUGGUGAUCUUGCUAAGGUUCAGAGGGCUGUGUGUAUGAUCUCUAAUUCUACCAGUGUUGCUGAGGUGUUUUCGAGGAUUGAUCAUAAGUUUGAUCUUAUGUAUGCCAAGCGUGCUUUUGUGCAUUGGUAUGUUGGUGAGGGUAUGGAGGAAGGAGAAUUCUCUGAGGCUCGUGAGGAUCUUGCUGCACUUGAGAAGGAUUAUGAAGAGGUUGGUGCUGAGUCUGGUGAUGGAGAUGAUGGUGAAGGAGAUGAAGAUUACUAG
Lathyrus sativus (Indian pea) is the source of this 1356-nucleotide messenger RNA. Lineage: Eukaryota; Viridiplantae; Streptophyta; Magnoliopsida; Fabales; Fabaceae. The record is from the annotation of a GenBank genome assembly.